CGAGUAACAGGACCCUCUGUGGCGCAAAAAUGGAGGAUAACGUUAAGGACCUCUGUCGACCUCAGAUGUAUUUAUUUGGUUGCUCAUUGAAAGCUGGUAAGAAAGAGCACAAAGUCGAGUUAGAUGAUGAUGAGGCUGAACAUCAACUGUCACUCAAGGCGGUGUGUUUGGGUGCUGAGGCGGAGGAUAAAUUCCACACCGUGGAAAUGGAGGGAUUGGCCUACGAUGGCAAAAUGACCAAAAUCACUCUUGCUGUACUGAAGCCAUCCGUUCUGCCUUCUCUAAGUCUGGGAGGUUUUGAGGUCACGCCUCCUGUGUCCUUUCGCCUGCAGUCCGGAGCGGGGCCGGUCUACAUCAGCGGUCAGCAUUUCGUCAGUCUGAAGGAAUCAGAUGAUGAGGAUGAGGAAGAGGAGGAGAAUAAUACAUCACCAGUGAAGAGACCGUCCAACAUGACCCUUGCAAAAGUGCCUCAGAAAAAGCUGAAAAUGGACACAGACGAAGACGAGGAUGAGGAUAGUGAUGAAGAUGAUGAUGACGACGAUGAUGAUGAUGAUGAUGAAGAAGACGAUGAAAAGCCUGCUGAAAAGAGCCCCAUCAAAACCCCUCAAAAAACCCCAGAGAAGAAGAAAAGUGCAGAUAAGCAGAACGGCUCUCCAGACAAGAAAGCGGGGACAUCAGGGAAGCCCCAAACGCAGACACCACAGAAAGUAAAAGACAAGUCUGCAGCAGGGCCUUCUGGGAAGACUCCUAGCACUCCCAGCCUGAGUGAGGUCAAAAGCAAACUUGCAUCAACAGCUAAAGAGGGGAAGCCACUUCCAAAGACGGAACAGAAGUUUGAGAACUACGCUAGAAGCGCUUUCAAGAUCUCCGAUAAACAAGUGAUCAAAGACCUUUGGAACUUUUUACAGUCACUAAAAAAGUAAUGGCUGCACUGCGCUCCCCUUCCCGUCCCGGUGCAGCAGAAGUCUGGGGUGAGCCAGUUACGGCACUUCAGCUGUACGAUCUGGCCUUUUCCCAUCUUAACGUGAUCCGUCUGCUCUUCUCUCACUUUGAAGAUGGAUAGAGCAAAAGGAGCAUCAGCAAUGGCAGAGAUAUCAUGCAUCAUGUUUUUAUGUGUAUUUCUUAUAAUUAUGGAUUUUUUUUUUUUCUGUCAAGUCCACAGUGGAUCUUAAAAGAACAUGUAAUGGGACGUUUUGCUAAGAUAGUUUUAAUUUUAAAAAAGAAUCCGAAUUGGUAAAUCUCACUAAAUUCACAAACUUGUGCAGGUCAUAUUUUACCUCAAAAUUCAAAAGAGAUUAUAUUUUGCGUGAAGGAAAUUAAGCCUAUUUUGGACUAUACAAGUGUUUUGCAUUAUGUUUUUUUCUUUUUUUUCUUUUAUAAGAAUGAAGCACAUUUCCCCUUAAUUUUCAUUAUCAGUAUUUAUGCAUCAUGGAAUGAUCUGUGGUAGAGAUUAUAAUUUAUGGUUAUUUAAUAAAAAAAAAAUUAUAAUAAUUGUACUAUUUUAUAUUAGUAAAAAUCACCAUUAAAAAUAAUGUUGGGGGGAACUUUAGUAACUCAUUCUGGCACAUUAUGAUCAUGAGAAUUUGGGGUGUAUAUAUAUAUAUAUAGAUAUAUAUAUAUAUAUCUAUAUAUAUAUAUAUAUCUAUAUAUAUAUAUAUAUAGAUAUAUAUAUAUAUAGAUAUAUAUAUAUAUCUAUAUAUAUAUAUAUGCAAAAAUGCUCAUGGUCAAUAAAAAAGCCUUUUUUAAUGCAAAAUAUAAUUUCCCUUGUUUUCUUUAGCAUUUUAGGUAAAAUAUGAUCCUGGGUGUUUUUGUUAGCAUCGCUUUAAAAUAGAAAAUAGAAAACCAAUAUUGGUUGGUUGGUGCUUGUUUAUCACACGUUUAGUAAAAUGUUUUGUGAGGCCAUUUAAAAAAAAAAAAAAAAAAAAAAAAAACAUUGUUAUCAUAAAUGUUAUCUUGAGCAAAAUAUUUUUUUACACUACCAACCCAUUUUGCUUCUUGUGUAUAUUUGAAACCAUAAUCACUGUAAAUGGGCCUCUUAAUUUCUUCAUGUGAAGAUGGCAGCUGAGGUGUAGUAAUUCUGAAGAUUCAGUCAUAUUCUGAUUGUUCCGUCUGAUUAAAGAUUCCGUCUAGUUCACAGAAUUCCAUGCAGCCCUUGCAGCAAUUCCCACGGCCUUCAACAUUAAAAAAAUUAUAAAACAAUCAAUUACCAAUUAAUACAAUUAUCAGUUAACACAAUUUAGUGCUAUAGACUCUUUUAUUAAAAUCCUCUUGAGAAGCACGGCCAGAAUAUCAUACCUUGUUAAAAAGAUGAUUGUUAGUACAUGUCUGGUUGAUUUGAUGCCUUAAAAUCGGAUUUCACUUUUAUGUUUUUUUUUUAAGUUGUUUUUAUUUGUAUAUUUUUACUAAACCAUUUUAAUUUGCCAGCACUAAUAGUUAAAACACUGAAAUAUACAUAGGUGUUUUUUUGAAAGCAGAUCUGUUUUAAUUAAAAUUACAUGUUGUGUCUCCCUGUGUAAUUGGUACAAGUGUUUUUUUUUUUUUUUGUCUGACAAAGUAAAUGCUUAAAACAAGCAGGGCAUUGCAACAAAACUGUAUUGUUCCAUAAUGAUCAACAAAAUGGUUUAUAAUGCAGUCGCUCAGUGCAGCCAACGCUAUCUCACGUCCAAUUCGUACGUAUUUUACGAGGUGGCUUAUUCGUACAAAUUUGUACGACCUCACUCAUACGAUUUUAUACGAUUUGUCUAAACCCCAGUGACGGUUAGGUUUAGGGGCGGGGUUAGGUGUAGGUCAUUUGUACAAAUUCAAAUUUGUGCAACUCAUAAAAUACGUACGAUUUGGCAACAAUCGUAUGAAUUUGUACGAGUGUGGUCGUACGAAUUUGUACGAAUAAGCCACCUUGUGAAAAAUUGACGAAUUGCCGUGAGAUCGGGUUGAUGCAGCUUGUUUGUUGAUGUUGAUUAAACUUGGAGCUGUUAAAUUUUUGUUGCAUCAUUCUGCUCGCUAGCAUUGUUAGAUUAAGUUCUUUUCUUGAAUGGAAAUUGAGGUAAUCCAUUUUUAGUUAAUCUGUGAAAUAAAUACUGUAUAAAAA
This is a messenger RNA of Carassius auratus (goldfish), 3088 nucleotides long. Its product is annotated as nucleophosmin-like. The coding region runs from base 30 to 923 and encodes 297 amino acids. The record is from RefSeq and is a predicted model, not a curated record. Gene Ontology annotation, cellular component: centrosome; nucleolus; nucleoplasm. Gene Ontology annotation, biological process: regulation of centrosome duplication; chromatin remodeling; ribosomal small subunit biogenesis. Lineage: Eukaryota; Metazoa; Chordata; Actinopteri; Cypriniformes; Cyprinidae. Gene Ontology annotation, molecular function: chromatin binding; histone binding; RNA binding. The transcript is spliced from 11 exons.